CCUCCCGCCAGGGGCAGCGCGCGCCGAGCCCACCGAGUCUACUUAUACCGGGGCCGCACUGUCUGGAGCUGGGCUGCGGCCUCCCGGACUGAGACAGCUUUCCAUGGACAAUUCUGAAGACGACCCGACCAUAUUCAGUACCCACCGUCUGCCCAGUGACCCCAGGUUCUGGGCCACUGUAACCAACUCAUACCUGGGUACACGUGUGUAUCAUGACACCAUACAUGUAAACGGUGUGUACAAUGGAGCUGGAGGGCACACUCACCGGGCAGUUCUGCCCAGCCCUGUCAAUGUCCAGCUGGAGGCCCCUGCAGGAACAGAACAGCUGACUGAGACAUUUGCCCUGGAUACUAACACAGGUUCCUUCCUGCACACCCUGGAAGGCCCUGGCUUCCGGGCUUCCCAAUGCAUCUAUGCUCACCGUGUGUUACCCCAUGUCCUGGCCUUCAGCGUGUCCGUUGCACGCUUGACUGCAGAGAACAAGCCCAUCACAGUGCUGUUACAGUCAUCCUUCUCUCCAGAAAGCCCAGACCUAGACCUACAUGUGGGGCCUGACUUCCAGGGAGUCCGGUACCUACAUGGCCACACACUCACCCCUGAGCAGCCAGGAGAGCCCCAGCUGGAAGUACACAUGCUGUGGAUGCCAGUUCCCUCAGCCUUGACCCUUGGGGAAGAGGAGCAGGACAGGACCUGGGACUUUCUGACUGUGAUCGGUGGCAGCCAGGCUGAGGCCCAGGACUGCUUUGCUGAGGCCCUGCAGCUGCAGACCAGGGGAGUUCUGUAUUCAGCCCAUGCAGACACUUGGGCCCAGCUCUGGGCAGGCUGUGGCCUGGAUGUGGCUGGGCCACUGGCCCUGCGCCAGGCCCUUCGUGGUUCUCUCUACUACCUGCUCAGUGAGCUUCCCCAGCCUGGCACCCAAGGAUCAAUCAGCCAUGGGCUCAGCCCCGGAGGCCUCUCUAAUGGGAGUCAGGAGGAGUGUUACUGGGGCCAUAUCUUCUGGGAUCAGGACCUCUGGAUGUUCCCAAAUAUCCUGAUGUUCCACCCAGAGGCUGCCAGGGCCAUCCUGGAGUACCGAGUCCGUACACUGGGAGGGGCCCUGAAGAAUGCCCAGAACCUAGGCUACCAGGGAGCCAAGUUUGCUUGGGAGAGUGCAAGCACUGGCCUGGAGGUCUGCCCUGAGGACAUUUAUGGGAUCCAGGAGGUCCAUGUGAAUGGAGCUGUGGUGUUGGCUUUCCAGCUGUACUACCACUGCACUCAGGACCUGCAGCUCUUCCAAGAGGCUGGUGGCUGGGAUGUGGUCAGUGCCGUGGCUGAGUUUUGGUGCAGCCGUGUAGAAUGGAGCCCCCAGGAGAAGAUGUACCACCUGAAAGGAGUCAUGCCCCCUGAUGAGUACCACUCAGGAGUCAGCAACUCCGUGUAUACCAACGUCCUGGUCCAGAACAGCCUGCGCUUUGCUGCUGCAUUGGCCAAGGACCUGGGUCUGCCUGUCCCCAGCCAGUGGCUGGAGGUGGCUGAUAGGGUCAAAGUGCCCUUUGACUCUGAGCAGAACUUCCACCCUGAGUUCGAUGGCUAUGAGCGUGGAGAAGAAGUGAAGCAGGCGGAUGUGGUGCUCCUGGGAUACCCAGUCCCCUUCCCCCUGCCACCUGACAUCCGAAGAAAUAAUUUGGAGAUUUAUGAGGCUGUGACGUCUGCUCAGGGCCCUGCUAUGACCUGGAGUAUGUUUGCUGUGGGCUGGAUGGAACUGAAGGACCCCUCCAGGGCCCAGGUCCUCCUGAGCAGGAGUUUCAUCAAUGUCACUGAGCCCUUCAAGGUGUGGACAGAGAAUGCGGAUGGGUCUGGUGCUGUGAACUUCUUGACAGGCAUGGGCGGCUUUCUUCAGACAGCACUCUUCGGAUGCACAGGAUUCAGGAUCACUGAGGCAGGUGUGACCUUUGACCCCCUGUGUCUGGACCUGGUCUCCGGAGUGUCUGUCUCUGGCAUCUCCUACCUGGGGAACAAGUUUAACUUCGCCUUUUCCAAGGACUCUGUGACACUUGAGGUCACGGCCCGUGUAGAGUCCUGGGCGCCCCUGCUGGAAGCUGAGCUAUGGCCAUCCCUGGCCCGGCUCCCCUUGCUACCAGGCCUUAACUUCCUCUCUCACCUCUGGUCUCUGGAUUGCUCUGGUCAAAGCUGGGUGGAGAAUGGCCAACAGCCCAGCUGAGAAGGUGGGUCAUGGAGUCGGGUUUAGCUGCCCCAAACAAGAGCUUCCUUGGCAUGGAGUUGGGACCAGAAAGAGCUGGUUUGUGGGUUUGAACUUCCUAUUCUGUGACUCCUGUUGACGUCAGAUGGCAUCUAGCAUAGUGGGCUAGGGUGAGGCUCCUUAACCACACAGCCUGUGAGAAGCAAAGCCGCGCUGUCACCAGAGGACAAGGUAGAUGAACAUCAGAGACCGUGAGUUCCGGGCUGGUGACUGGAGAAACUGGAGUCAAAUGGGCAGGGUGCCAGGCCACAGUCCUGGCCAUCUGUGCCAAGGAGCUCCCAGGCUUCACCCUGCUCCUCGGUUCCUGGCAUGCCUUAUCAGUGUUUCCCCAGAACAAGGUACAUAGAAUAGGGCCAGGAUCCUGGUAAAUCCUGUGCCCCUGUACCAAGCCAAGUUGGCUAAUUAAAGUCCAU
Onychomys torridus (southern grasshopper mouse) is the source of this 2652-nucleotide messenger RNA. It is a transcript of the gene Pgghg, whose product is annotated as protein-glucosylgalactosylhydroxylysine glucosidase. Gene Ontology annotation, molecular function: catalytic activity. The transcript has 14 exons. The record is from RefSeq and is a predicted model, not a curated record. Gene Ontology annotation, biological process: carbohydrate metabolic process. The coding region runs from base 104 to 2200 and encodes 698 amino acids. NCBI's taxonomy places the organism in Eukaryota, Metazoa, Chordata, Mammalia, Rodentia, Cricetidae.